Tetranychus urticae (two-spotted spider mite) is the source of this 2362-nucleotide messenger RNA. Its product is annotated as neuroendocrine convertase 1. Lineage: Eukaryota; Metazoa; Arthropoda; Arachnida; Trombidiformes; Tetranychidae. Gene Ontology annotation, molecular function: serine-type endopeptidase activity. Gene Ontology annotation, biological process: peptide hormone processing. Gene Ontology annotation, cellular component: neuron projection; membrane. The record is from RefSeq and is a predicted model, not a curated record.
GUUUUUCAUGAAAACACUAUUUUAGAUUCUCAUUUCUUAACAUCGCUUCGAUUGUGAACAAUCAUUUGAUAUUGUUUUCGCAAAAUGAUUUGAAGCUAAGUCUUUUCUAUCAUUUAGAAUCUUGAAGAUUUCUUGGAAAAAUUUACUUCUCCAUUCCAAGUUAAUCAGUUUCCAAACAAUUAACGUGAAAUGUUAAUCAAAAGGAUUUCUUAUUUAUUAACACUAAUUCUAACCAUUGAAUGUAGACCAGAGUACAACGAAUUGGAUCCAUACCUAAACAAUGUCCAGGAAAUUAUCGUAAGAUCUUAUAGAGGUAUUCAGUAUGUUGAACAUAUUGCACGUAAAUAUGGACCAAUUGAGGUUCGAGAGGUUCCUAGCUUUGAAAAUACUUACUCUCUUCUGAUUCCUGUGGCAAAUAAAUACACUCGAAGUCUUGAUAUAAUCAAAGAUUUAGCGGCUGAUGUAGGAGUUGAAUUUACCGAGCCACAAAUACCAUUCUUUAGACAUAAACGUGGCUAUUUGAGCGAACCAUCGAGUUUACCUUUAAACAAUCAUUACAAGGUUAAUCAUUUGUCAGCCAAUUCACUCGAUGAAAAAAUUCUGGGGAUCCGGCAAAUGGAGCCAAUGCUAUUGACGGGCGAGACGGGUGGAGCAGAGACCGCUCGUCCGAUUCCAGAUACUAAUAAUCUUAUUAAGAAGGCUGCCUUAAGGUUUAAUGAUAAAUUGUUUAUGAAUCAAUGGUACAUCACCAAUGAGAUGAAUAGUUUAACAAGAAGUCACAAAAUUAUGGAAGCUUGGUCACAUGGGUUUACUGGUAAAGGAAUCACAGUUGCCAUUCUUGAUGACGGACUUGAACAUACUCAUAGUGAUCUAAAAUCUAAUUUCAAUCCAAUUGCUAGUUAUGAUUUCAAUGAUGAUGAUUUUGACCCAAGUCCACGACCUGGUAGUGAUAAUAGCCAUGGGACAAGGUGUGCCGGUGAGGUUGCCAUGAGUGCAAAUAACUUUCUUUGUGGCGUAGGAAUUGCUUUUAAUGCUCGUGUUGCGGGUAUUAAGUUACUCGAUGGAGCUAUCACUGACGCUAUUGAGGGUAGAAGCCUAGCCUAUAAGCAUCAAAUCGUUGAUAUCUACAGUGCUUCUUGGGGUCCAGCUGAUAACGGUGAAACAGUUGAAGGACCUAAAAGAUUAGCUCAGGAAGCUUUACUUCGUGGAGUCACCUAUGGAAGACGAGGCCGAGGCUCAAUUUAUGUUUGGGCUUCUGGUAAUGGAGGCAAUAAUGAUGAUAACUGUAAUUGUGAUGGAUAUGCUAGUUCAAUCUAUACUUUGUCAAUUGGAAGUGCUUCUCAAAAUGGAUCUUUUCCUUGGUAUGGAGAGCGUUGUGCGUCAACAAUAGCCGUUACUUAUUCAAGUGGUGGUAAAAAUGAAGGUAAAGUAGCCACAACAGAUAUUGGCAAUUCUUGCACCAAUGAUCAUACUGGAACUUCAGCUGCCGCACCAAUUGCUGCCGGAAUAAUAGCCUUAGUUUUAGAAGCAAAUCCCAACCUUAAUUGGCGUGAUGUUCAACAUUUAGUUGUAUGGACAUCACAAGUUCUUCCUCUGAAAAAUAACCCAGGAUGGAAACGUAAUGGUGCUGAUCUUUUGUUCAAUGAACGAUUUGGGUUUGGUCUUUUGGACGCAGAUUUAAUGACCCGAUGGGCUAAAGCAUGGCCAUCAGUACCACCACAAAGAUUUUGUAACGUUGGUCUCCUACUGAGGGACCCUCUUAAAAUAAGCAGUGAAUCAAAAUUACGAGUUGCUUUUAAUGUCAGUGGCUGUCGUGGCUCAAUUGGUGAGGUCAAUUAUGUCGAACACGUUCAGUUGAUGGCCACUAUCGACUAUCCAUUGAGGGGUGCACUCGAAAUCGAAUUGGUUUCACCUUCAAAUACAAGUUCAACUCUUUUGGACUCACGAAAACGAGAUAAAUCAUCAGAAGGUUUCCAAAACUGGCUUUUUACAUCCGUUCAUUUUUGGGCAGAAAGACCUUAUGGCUAUUGGACUUUGGAAAUUCGAGAUAAUAGUCCCAAGAAACGGUUUGGAACAAUAUCAAAACUAUCGUUACUCAUUUUUGGAACCAGAGAAAAGCCAUAUCAUAUGAGUCGCAAACGUCAUUAUUAUAAGAGUGAAGAAUCAUUUGAUCUGAGUUUGGAAUCGCUUGACAAGGAAAACUUUGAUUUCUUAAGCUGAAAAAAAUUCCAUCCGAAUUUUGAGGAAAUAUUUUUCUAAUAUUUGGAUUGAUUUCAAAUUGGAAAAAACAGUAUUUGAAAAUCAUUAAAUUCAAAACAAAAUCUAAUAAAAUAAGAUUUUUAAUAAAAAAAUAAUUGACGUU